AUGAGGCCGCUGUCCUUCGAGAACCUGAGGAGGCUCGUCGGUCGCAAGAAGGACCGUAACGAGCCGUCCUUCAAGCGCAGCGAGUCCUUCAAAAGGAUAUCGAUAAGAAAAAGUUACCUGGACCGGGGCAAACGACGUAACAAGCUUCAGAAGAACUUGGAGCCUGGCAACGCGACGCCUACCAUCGACUCCAACUUGAACGAAAAGCCUCUCGAAAAGCAGAGUAUAUCGAAAGAACAGCAACAGCAAAAAUGGAAAAAACUUGAGGACGAUACGUUGAGUCGGGAAUCGAUCAGCUACGACGAAUGGUUGCAAGGUGUUAGCUCCUCGUCUCGCGAGAAACUGGACGAGGUGCAUCGAGAACAGCAACAAAAUAAACAGAACAAACAGCAGACUCCUGGAAAGAACAAGAUUUGCAAGUUUCCGAAGCAAAACGAGCCUGACCACGUGGCUGAAGACUUGAAGGUGCUCGAGUUGGAUGCCUCGCCUGUUUUACCGUCGAAACCAUUUAGAGCUUCGAGCGAGACGAUUCAAGAGAAGAACAAUCAGCAGGAUAUUCUUCAGGUUCAGGAACCUUUCGUAGAGGGACCUCCCAGCGUUAGCAUCAGCCUUGGUAGAAUAUGGAGGGACGCGGUACCCAUGCCUUUUCCUUCGUCCUCAGGACCAUCCGUUCAUCAUUCUUUGGACAGUGCUCUAAAGGAGAGGAAACCUCAACCAACGGUGGCGAGGACGGUAUCGGCGCCGGAGAAGAGCAUCGCAGGGAAGGACGGAUCGUCCGCGUUCGGAUUCUCUCUGCGAAUCGGCAAGCUUGCCGAUUUUCGUGCAGGGGGUACCAGGAACGGUUUCUUUAACCGGCGAUCGAACAAACCGUCGCCCAGCGUGAGCGCCGAGGGCUACUUCAAGCGAACGAACGCCUCGAGGCGGUCCAGUUCGAGACGUCGUGGACGGCGAACAUCUCAAAGGACGAAGAAACCUCAGCCGGUGCGAUCGAACAGUCCCGUGUGGUUCGUACCGCCGGAGAGACGCCGUUCGAGACGUCAGAGGCGAGUGUGGCGCGAGAUUAGAUACUUUCCCGAGAGCGAGAUCCCGAUGAUAGAGAGGAUCGACGAUUGGUCGUCGAAUCUGUCCGACGACCAAUUCGACGACUUGAAGCUGUUGCUCUCCGGCGAUUUCAACGACAGACGAGAAGGUGGAUUGAACUCGUUGGUCUCUUCGUCGCUGGGCUCGUUCUCAGCCACGUCCUCUUCGUCGUCAGCUUGCAGGGCUCCGAAGAUCAGCGACUUCAACGAAGACAAGUUGUUCUCGGAGGAGCUACGGAGCAGCGGCGUUCUAGCACGGAGAACCACAUGGAGACCGAUCACUUCCAACUACUUCGCUAGCAACCAGUUCCUCAGCUUUCUGUCCAAGGGAUCGAGCAACUUAAUCGGCAAAGAGAAGAGCACGAGGACCACCACGGACACGUCCAUGUAUUACAGGUGUCUGUCGUCCACAGAUAGCAGCGAUACCGAGGGAGAGCCUAGCGAUCUCGGUCUCGAGCGUAGGAAGAGCUCUCACGCGAUACACAGGCAACAGCAACAUUUGAAGAGGCAAAGGUCGGGCCUGAGAAGGAGGCCUCUCAGGCGAAAAUCUCAGCUUCGAAAGGCUUCCGGCCAGCCGGUAUUUCUCGUGCGAAAGUGCUCGUCCUUGAGGAAAAGACCGAGGGACAUUACGCAAAAGGGCUACGAGAAGAAACGGACACGUCUACUACAGCAGUAUGCCUCGAAGCAGCUGGGGGCUGGAAAGGAUGGAGGAGGUGUCGGCGUCCUCGGUAUCGGAGGGUUGGAGAGAACGGUGUAUGGAAGCGGUGGUGGUGGUGUCGGUGUCGGAGGUGGUGGUGGCGUCGGCGUUGGCGUCGGGGUCGGCGUCGGUGUCGGUGGCCGACCACAGCCACGUGCACGACGCACGCAACGCCGUGUCACGCACAACGAGAAGCGCUAUCAUUCAGGAGGCCGGCUAGUACCUGGCGGGAUCGCCAGUCCCCCGGGAUCUGGCGGCUCCACCGGAAACACCGGGAACUCGAACUCGGCGGCUGCGAGACGCGGCAAUCGCAGACUCACGCGCAAUGAGAGCCGCUAUCAUUCCGAGGUCCGCCAGGAGGCGGUGCAGCAAGCUUUGGCGGCGAUGCAGGGCCGUCCUAAGCCGUCGUUGCCCAUGCCGUCGAAAAGAACGUCCGUGAUGGCCAGAAGUCCCGACCGGGAGCGUCGCGACAGCGGGGAAUCGAGUAGCGACGAGGACAGCGUGGUCACCGAGGAAAGUCCCGGUGCUGGUGGUCCCACGGGCACAGGACUGUCGGAUACUAGCAGCACCGGUUCGGCGCGAGACACGCCUCCACCCCCAAGACCACCAGCCAGGAGACCUCCUGGUGCGGACAUCACCGACAUCGCGGAAUACACGCCCCAUGCCUACUGCAACAUCCAGCCUCCGGACGUGACGCACACAAGCAACACACCGGCUGCACAGCAGUCGACCAGGCGACCGGGCGCCGAUCGAGUGAAUCGUUAUCACGUCGUCGAGGAUCAGAACAACACCGGGACCACCGGACGUUGGAAGGUCUCCGCGAAGAUUCAACAGUUGCUGAACACGUUGAAACGGCCGAAACGUCGACCUCUGCCCGAGUUCUACGAGGACGACGACAUCGAGCUCGAGAUCGCGGCUAAUCCCAAGGAUCCGAAUGCACCGAAACCUGAGGGCGGUUCUAUGACCUCCGCGGUCGGCGAACAAUCAUCCGUGGCCGCUGGUUUACCUAGGUCUCUCGAGGCCGCUAUACAGAGGUAUGGUUCCGCAUCGUACAAGGCGCCAGUGGCGACCGUGCUCGAUCCAAACGGCAAGCUAUGCGUAACGCUCACGUAUGGAAAACUCCUAAGUCGUUCCCAUAAAAUAGCCUACACGUUGUUGAACAAGGCUCUAAGUCGUGGCGGCGAUUGCUGUCUGAAACCGGGCGAUCGAAUCGCCCUGGUCUAUCCGAACAACGACCCGAUAAGCUUCAUGUGCGCCUUCUACGGUUGCCUCCAGGCUGGUAUUGUACCUGUACCCAUCGAGGUCCCUCUAACGCGUCGAGAUGCCGGCUCCCAGCAGAUUGGUUUCCUUUUGGGUAGCUGUGGAAUUCAGGUGGCGUUGACCAGCGAAGCUUGCCUGAAAGGCCUGCCAAAGACCGCAGCUGGCGAAGUUGUAGCGUUCAAAGGGUGGCCGAAGCUACAUUGGUUCGUGACAGAACACUUGGGUAAAACACCGAAAGAUUGGCUGCCACCGCCUCGAUUGACAGACGACACACCGGCGUACAUCGAGUACACGACGGACAAAGAUGGCUCGGUGAUGGGUGUAACGGUGACGAGAUCAGCUAUGUUGGCGCAUUGUCGAGCUCUGACGCAAGCCUGCGGCUACACGGAAGGGGAGAACGCGGUGUGCGUUUUGGACUUCAAACGUGAGGUCGGUCUGUGGCACAGCACCCUCACCAGCGUUCUAAAUGGGAUGCACGUGAUCUUCAUACCGUACGCUCUGAUGAAAGUGAACCCCGCGAGUUGGAUGCAAAUGAUCACGAAACACCGCGCGAGCGUAGCCGUGGUGAAGUCGCGAGACCUCCACUGGGGUCUCCUUGCCACGAAGGAUCACAAGGAUAUCUCGCUGUCGUCGUUGAGGCUGUUGCUGGUGGCUGACGGUGCAAAUCCAUGGUCGCUCUCCUCCUGCGACCAGUUUCUCUCGGUAUUUCAGUCGAAGGGCUUGAGACCGGACGCUGUCUGUCCUUGUGCAUCGUCCAGCGAGGCGCUCACUGUAUCUGUGAGACGACCGGGUCGUGCUGGAGUAAACGCUACCGGGCGUGGCGUCUUGUCUAUGUCCGGACUGAGUUACGGAGUUGUCAGAGUGGAUCAAGAGAAUUCUCUCACUUCCCUCACGCUUCAGGACUGCGGCCAAGUGAUGCCUGGAAGUAUCGUGGUGGUGAUCAAAAUGGAAGGACAGCCCUUCAUAUGCAAAACUGACGAAGUGGGCGAGAUCUGUGUGCACAGUUCAGCCACUGGAAAUCAAUACUGGGGAUUACAGGGACUGACGAACAAUACGUUCAAAGUAUCCCCACUCCAGGCUGAUGGAAGUCCGCUUGGCGAUGUGGAAUACACGCGUUCUGGUUUAUUGGGUUUUCUGGGUCCCGGAGGCCUCGUGUUUGUCUGUGGAUCGCGCGACGGCCUCAUGACUGUCACGGGAAGAAAGCACAACGCUGACGAUAUUAUAGCUACAGUUUUGGCCGUCGAACCGAUGAAGUUCAUUUACCGCGGUCGAAUAGCCGUUUUCAGCGUGCGCGUUCUCAGGGACGAGAGAAUAUGCGUGGUCGCGGAGCAACGACCCGAUUGCAGCGAGGAAGAAAGUUUCCAAUGGAUGUCCCGAGUGCUUCAAGCUGUUGAUUCUAUCCACGCUGUCGGGAUAUAUUGUCUCGCUUUGGUCCCGCCGAAUUAUCUGCCGAAAACACCGUUGGGCGGUAUUCAUCUGUCGGAAACGAAACGACGUUUCCUAGAGGGUACCCUACACCCGGCUAAUGUUCUUCUUUGUCCGCACACUUGCGUUACCAAUCUACCGAAACCACGCGAAGUCCAUUCAGCGGGGGAUUCUGUUGCAGACGUUGGUCCGGCCAGUGUGAUGGUGGGCAACAUUGUUCAGGGUAAUAGACUGGCCUCGGCUCAAGGACGAGACAUGGGUGUCUUGGACGAGGAUAGUGAUAAUGCUAAAAAGUAUCAGUUCAUCUCAGAGAUCCUACGAUGGCGUGCAGUCAGUACCUCCGAUCACGUGAUUUUCACGUCUCUGAACGCGAAGGGAGCGGUAGCAACCUCUUUGUCUUGCUCGCAAUUGCACAAGAAGGCCGAACGAAUCGGGAAUUUGCUGUUAGACCGUGGAAGGAUCAAUACAGGGGACCACGUGGCGUUAAUAUUUCCUCCUGGUACAGACUUGAUAUGCGCGUUUUAUGGUUGCUUGUAUGUUGGAGCCGUGCCAGUUACAAUUAGGCCACCUCAUCCGCAAAACCUCCAAACCACUUUACCAACUGUUCGCAUGAUCGUGGACGUGAGUAAGUCUGUGCUCGUGCUCACGAAUCAGAAUCUCCUGAAACUGCUGAAGACAAAGGAAGCGAACAAUGUCGUGGACAUUAAGAGUUGGCCGACGAUUCUCGAUAUGGACGACAUGCCAAAGAAGAAGCUACCUGUUAUGUAUCGAGCGCCCACUGCGGAGAUGCUGGCAUAUUUGGAUUUCAGCGUCUCGACUACGGGCAUGCUUGCCGGAAUUAAAAUGUCCCAUGCAGCUGUGACGUCUCUGUGUCGUGCCAUGAAACUUGCCUGUGAAUUGUAUCCAUCUAGACACAUCGCUCUGUGCCUGGAUCCUUACUCUGGAUUGGGAUUCGCUCUCUGGUGUUUGAGCAGUAUAUACAGCGGUCAUCAUUCCAUACUUAUACCGCCGUCGGAGGUGGAGGCUAAUCCAGCGUUAUGGUUGUCAGCGGUUAGUCAGUCCAGAGUGAGAGACACGUUUUGUUCUUACGGUGUGAUGGAGCUGUGCACAAAGGGUCUUGGCUCUUCUGUUCACGCUCUGAAAGCGAGAGGAGUUAGUUUGGCCUGUGUCAGAACGUGCGUGGUUGUAGCUGAAGAGAGACCGCGAAUCGCUCUAACAACGAGCUUCAGUAAACUCUUCUCAGCUUUGGGACUCAGUCCACGUGCUGUCUCGACGUCCUUUGGAUGUAGAGUAAACACAGCUAUUUGCUUACAGGGAGCAUCGAGUCCAGAACCUUCCACAGUAUACGUUGAUCUUCGUGCAUUGCGCAACGACCGAGUGUCUCUGGUCGAACGAGGUAGUCCACACUCCUUGUGCCUGAUGGAAUCAGGCAAAUUACUCCCUGGAGUGAAAGUGAUCAUCGCUAAUCCAGAAACGAAAGGACAGUGUGGAGAUUCUCAUUUAGGCGAAAUUUGGGUGCAAUCUGCUCACAAUGCCAGCGGCUAUUUCACAAUAUACGGUGACGAGAGCGAUUACGCGGAUCACUUCAACGCUCGCCUCGUCACAGGAAACACGAACGAGGUUUACGCAAGAACCGGCUAUCUUGGUUUCUUAAGACGUACCGAGAGCGUUCAACAGUCGGUUAUCAGUGACAUUCCCGGUGACACUUCCGCUGAAGCGGACCUCGUUCCUGGUGACGCUGAAUUACACGAUGCUGUGUUUGUAGUAGGCGCCCUCGACGAAGCUAUUCUGCUCAGGGGAAUGCGAUACCACCCGAUUGACAUUGAGAAUAGCGUAAUGAGGUGUCACAAAAAGAUAGCAGAAUGUGCCGUAUUUACAUGGACCAACCUCCUAGUAGUAGUGGUGGAACUGGACGGGAGCGAAAGCGAAGCUUUAGAUCUCGUAGCACUGGUUACCAGCGCGGUUCUCGAAGAACACCAUCUGGUAGUUGGUGUGGUGGUCGUUGUGGAUCCAGGAGUGGUACCGAUAAAUUCGCGUGGCGAGAAGCAACGAAUGCACUUGCGUGAUGGUUUCCUAGCGGACCAACUCGACCCCAUCUACGUCGCGUAUAAUAUGUGAGCGAUAUCGGAGGACGCGGCAAAUGCAUUACAUAGUGAACGACGCGAGACUGGUAUCGUACUUUCCAGUCACGUUGUUGCCUCUACUCCCAU
Molecule: messenger RNA, 6671 nt
Organism: Habropoda laboriosa
Lineage: Eukaryota; Metazoa; Arthropoda; Insecta; Hymenoptera; Apidae
Gene: DIP2
Product: disco-interacting protein 2 homolog A
Exons: 17
Coding region: 1-6579 (2192 amino acids)
Source: RefSeq, a predicted model, not a curated record